AACUGUACUAUUAAAUAAAAGAAAAAACAAAUAUGUGUAUUUCAUCUGAUACCAGGAACCUGGCGUGCUUUAAAAAAGCUUUUUAGUUAAUUAUCCCUUAUCAGACACAUUUAGUAACGUGUAAAGCAAUUUUGAUCUUGUUGACACAACUAAUCUGAGCCAAAUGCAUACCAUGGUGAUAAUCAAUCAGUUGCUUUAAUUAACAAAAUUAACUCGAAAUGUGCGUGAAACGAUUUCUCCUGUUCCUUGUGAUAUUUUACUCUUUACACACCACAGUACUUAGCUUUCUGGGAAAUGCCACUCAAGUUAGUGAGAAAAUAACCAAAUGUAAAGCUUUCAAGCACGAAGGCCACACGAACAUCACAGCUGAGUUGUUUUCGUUACUGCAAAGUAAUUACACACUCCAAGAAAUCAUGCAAAACCUGCUCAACAUUUCCCAAGAGUAUGAAAACUUUGCCCCUGUUGAUGUCUCUCUAGUGGGCCGAAUUUUCGCAAAAGUGUCGCUUCUAGAAAAGAACGAUUUACAAAAGUUUGCCGAGAUUACAAGCAAUUUGUUGGAAAUUAACGAAAGUGUUCUUUACGAGAGCCAAACUGAGUUUCAAGCCACUUCGAAACUUAUUAAGUGCAUUGGUAAAAUCACCCAACAGGUGGAAUCCAAUUUUAAUUUCAUCAACAUUACUACAAGCAAUUUUUUAUUGAUUGUCUUUGAUUUGAAAGAAAUAAAUGCGACUGGUUUAGCUGUUUACAGUAAAAUUUGUUCAACGCGCGUAAAACUUUUACCACAGAACGCCACUGUUGGUGAAAUAUCAAAACACAAAAACUUCGACAGUGCUGUAAUUUUUCACCCCAAACUGAAGACACAAGUGGACUCGAAAAUCGCAAUCAAUAUUUUCCUGAAACCAUUGACUUUAAACCACGUAUCGGCACGAACAAUUUAUGGGAUUUUUUCGAAAAAUCCCGACCCAGUGUCAGUUUAUUACAAAAUUUUUGAUACAAAAAAUCAACUCAAAAUGUGUGCCGGUUGGUCCAAUUCUAGCCACUGGGAACAGUACAACAGUACAGAUACAAGUAUAGGGUCGUUGAUUAGUUGCCCAUCUCGCGGAAAAUCUCACUUGACUGUGGUCUGGACGCGCCAAAGUGAUCCUGAACCACAGUGGACCAUCCCUCUGGUAAUCAACUUGCUGUGUUGCAUUUUCUCAAUUCUUGGUUUUUGUGGCAUCGCCCUCACGGCAAUUUUGUUCAAGAACUGGCGUUGUAACACGGGAAACCAAAUUUUGCUAAAUUUCGUGUUCGCAAUGUUGGCCCAAUUCGUCCUAAACGUGGUCGCAAACGCAGUCAACUUGUCUCAAAGUGCACUGUGUUACAGUCUAGGUAUAAUGCGCCAUUACUUCACUCUAGCCCAAUUUUCCUGGAUGUUUGUUUUUGCAAUUUUGCAGUUUAAGCGUUUUGUGGUCGUUCUGGGACGCAGUGAUAGCAACAUACUCCUAAAAUCGUGCCUUUUGGGCUGGCUUUUGCCUCUGCUGCCUGUCGUAACGCUUUUGAUCAUUGACCACGAAAAUUACGAGAGGGAUUGUUUCCCGAGAGACUUUCCGCUACUUUUCAGCGUCUGGGGCCCGAUUAGCAUAAUUGUGAUUAUCAAUUUUUUUAUUUUUGUGUAUAUUUUCUACCAUAUUUUGUACAAAACUGCAAGUAAACCACCGAGUAGCAACAGUGGGAUUUUGAAUCAGUGGCGUACGGCAGUUUUGCUUUUUUUCCUGCUGGGUGUUAACUGGUUGUUUGCAAUUUUGUAUGCUUUUUUUCCCGAUAAUAUUAUUUAUAAUGUGCUAGUGAUUAGUACCAAUUUGCAGGGUUGUGUCAUUUUUUUGUACUUUAUUGUGUGUAACAAGAGGACUCGAAAUUUGUAUUUGAAAAUGUUCAAAACGUGUUGCAAUGAAAAUUGAUUGGUUUAGGAUGUAGUGUUGUACCGAUGUUUUAGACAGCUGUACUUAUGUUUGAUACCGGAUGUAAUAAACCUAUCUGAA
Molecule: messenger RNA, 2021 nt
Organism: Tribolium castaneum (red flour beetle)
Lineage: Eukaryota; Metazoa; Arthropoda; Insecta; Coleoptera; Tenebrionidae
Product: adhesion G-protein coupled receptor G6-like
Exons: 2
Coding region: 219-1940 (573 amino acids)
Biological process (GO): adenylate cyclase-activating G protein-coupled receptor signaling pathway; cell surface receptor signaling pathway
Cellular component (GO): plasma membrane
Molecular function (GO): G protein-coupled receptor activity
Source: RefSeq, a predicted model, not a curated record